This is a messenger RNA of Penicillium lagena, 879 nucleotides long. RefSeq lists its product as uncharacterized. Lineage: Eukaryota; Fungi; Ascomycota; Eurotiomycetes; Eurotiales; Aspergillaceae. Gene Ontology annotation, biological process: secondary metabolite biosynthetic process. Bases 1 to 879 code for a protein of 292 amino acids. The record is from RefSeq and is a predicted model, not a curated record. The transcript is spliced from 4 exons.
AUGGCGACACAGCUCGUCCCGCUUCCGGAGGUCGAGCGCCUCAGCGCAUCGGUGGUGAGGAUUCUGGGAGGGAAUCCUGGCAAGUUUACACUACAAGGAACAAACACAUAUCUAAUCGGCCGCGGCCACCAACGAAUCCUAAUCGACACCGGCGAAGGCAAGCCGUCGUGGGCCACGCACCUCCAGUCCGUGCUGUCCGCCGAAAAAGCCACCGUGCACCAAGCUCUGAUCACCCACUGGCACGGCGACCACGUCAAUGGCCUCAAGGAUCUACGUGCCAUCUGUCCCCAGGUUCAGGUCUUCAAGCACCAGCCUGACGACGACACCCAGACGGAUAUCCAAGACGGACAGGUUUUCUGCGUGGACGGCGCCACUCUGACGGCGUCUCAUACGCCUGGACAUACGGUUGAUCAUAUGGUUUUUGUGUUGGAGGAGGAGGAUGCGAUCUUUACGGGUGAUAAUGUCCUGGGCCACGGCACCGCCGUCUUCGAGGACCUCAAAACAUAUCUCUCAAGUCUACACCGCAUGCGCGACCGUGUCUCCGGACGGGGAUAUCCCGGGCACGGUGCCGUGCUGGAGAGUGCGACGGCCCGGAUAACGGAGUAUAUCAAGCACCGCCAGCAGCGAGAAGACGAGGUACUGCGGGUUUUGCGGUAUGGAAAGCUGAGCAUCGAGGAGAAUGAGCCAUCGCCUGAGCGCCGACAGCCAUUUACUCCGCUAGAGCUGGUCAAGAUUAUCUACCGUGAUGUCCCGGAGAGUCUGCAUCUGCCGGCGUCGCAUGGCGUAUUGCAGGUGUUGAUGAAAUUGGAGGACGAGGGGAGGACGGUGCAUGAUCGGGACUCUGGGAUGUGGCGGUUGGGGGAGCGGUCUGCGCUGUAG